CGCACACAUACAGCACCCUUAUGUUUAAAGAUUGCGAAAGAGCCUCCACCACUGCAGGAAAUUCCUCCAAAUAUUCACCCUCUAACCCGAGACCUGAUAGUGGCUGGAUUACAGAAAGAUCCAAAUAACAGAGCAACAGCUUCAGAGCUCAAGCACAGAGUGGAUCAGGCACUAAAAACAAUUGGAGGCCUGAGCUCUCCAUGUGAUUCAGCAUACAGAGAACCCAGGAAAUUUCCUUCGGCCCAAAAAGAACCUGAGACCACCCAGUCCAAACCCAAGCUGUUUCCUGAAGAACCUAGACCUGUGCUUAACCAGCAUAUCAAAAACAUAACCCAAGACUCUCCUUUACCAACAAAUGUCAGAAGCGUGGAACAAACCAGAACUUCAUGUGAAAUGGAGAUCGAGCGUUUAGAAAUAGACCUGUACCGGGAAAACCUCUCCGAACUAUUCUCUCGGGAUACCCAGUUUCUCCGUGAGAACAGCCUGGAUCCACUGCUCAGUGGCAAGGAAUCCAUGAAUACUUUGGACACUAGAAGUUCUGGAAUCCAUUCAUGGGACAGCCAAAUGGAAGCAUGGAGCCUACAAAGCGACUCCCUGUUCAGCGGGGGAAGCACAACCACCCCUAGUUGGUUCAAUGGGGUAAAAGUACAAUUGCAAACUUUCAGUGGUGAAACACUACACAUCUGGGAGUCUGGCAGUACCAAGCUGGGAGACCUGGCAGUGGGCAUCAGCAGUCAGAUCCCAAUCAAACCAUUCACUAUAGUAAAUUCAGAAGGAAAUCCGAUCCCAUGGAAGACAGAUAUUGCAGACUGUGGGAUUGAGCUGAAAUGUUCCUUAGCUCAAGACCGCGGAGGAGCCUGGAUCUGGAGAGUCCGGAAGGGGAAAAUAGAAGAGGGCCACCCAGAGGUGGCAGAUACUGGUGGAGGAAGAGAAGGUUCAAUCAUCCUUAUACCAGAGUGA
Molecule: messenger RNA, 960 nt
Organism: Staurois parvus
Lineage: Eukaryota; Metazoa; Chordata; Amphibia; Anura; Ranidae
Source: the annotation of a GenBank genome assembly